UUAUAGAUUAAUGGAAUGUCAGUGAAUUUUGGAACGCAGAACCACUGAUGAGUCUGUUUAAAGAACAUAACCUUCACCUUGCAUCUCGAGCGAAGAGUAUUCAGCGAUUUGCAGCGAGUAAUAAGGAGCCAGUGGGGAAUAAUAAACCGAGCGAUAGCGUGAAAUGCUUCUGGCUAUUCGUUAAACAUGACGGACAACACUUUGACGAGCGAGCAAACGAAAUUCGUAGAGGAAUGCGAGGAGGAGUUCGGGGACCGCUACACCGAGAACGACGCCGAUUUCAUGAAGAUGAAGACGCGGGAGGCGAGGAAGCCGCCGAUCGUGGACCCUUGGCACAACAAGCCGCGCAGGCACGACUGGUCGCGCGGUCAGAAUCAAAAUCAAAAUCACGACAGGCGCAACCAUCACUGGGAUCGUCGUAACAACGAGAGAAACGAGAGAUUGGAGCGGCACGCCGGUAAACACUUUAUGCAUCAUCGGCAAAGGAUGUAUUGACUUAGCGACACGCGGAUACAAGGACUCUCGAGAACUUGGAUAACACACGGAGACUGGUGCGGCGUGCCGGUGAACACCUCGUGCAUCAUUGGCGAAGGAUGUAUUAAUUUAGCGACACGGAUAUACAAGAAACAGAUUCAAGAACUUGAAUUAGCACACGGAGAUUUUCCCUAAUUUAUAAUUGUUUGUCUAUGCGUACCGCGUCAUCGAUAUAGGUGAUACAUACAUAAAAUAUUUAUUUAGACGUGCAAAGCACACACUUGUUCAUGCAUAUUUUCUCAUUAAUAUAGGUGAUAUAUGAAGUACUUAUUUAAUCUAUCGAGUAUCAACACUUUAAUGACGAAUAGCGAUUGUUACAUUCAAAAUUUCUUAGCUACUAGAUCGAUUGUACUAGCGGAAUCAGUUAUACAUAUAUAUCUUAUAGUCAUAAUUUUCUUUAUUACAUGCACUGAAGUCACAAGAGCAUAUUUUUCACAAUAUAAAAGAUAUGACGUUCUUUGUAUAGAAUUGUACAUACGAUAAAAAAAAAUGGAAAAGUUUCGACCAGUGCGACGUUUGAUCUUGCUAUAUGAGGUAGAAAAGAUUCGAUUUUAUUUAUAUACGUACAUUUAUACAUCCUCAAAUUAAUGAGAUGAAAAAUAUCAACAUGUGACUCACGCCGUAAGUAAAUGGACGAUGUAUUAGUUCAAACGUUCAGAAUAAAAAUAUGAAUAAUAUGCGA
Molecule: messenger RNA, 1216 nt
Organism: Wasmannia auropunctata (little fire ant)
Lineage: Eukaryota; Metazoa; Arthropoda; Insecta; Hymenoptera; Formicidae
Product: RNMT-activating mini protein
Exons: 2
Coding region: 187-495 (102 amino acids)
Biological process (GO): RNA 5'-cap (guanine-N7)-methylation
Molecular function (GO): RNA binding
Source: RefSeq, a predicted model, not a curated record